Messenger RNA from Enhydra lutris kenyoni (northern sea otter), 2858 nucleotides. RefSeq names its product copine 3. The transcript has 16 exons. The record is from RefSeq and is a predicted model, not a curated record. The coding region runs from base 52 to 1653 and encodes 533 amino acids. Gene Ontology annotation, molecular function: receptor tyrosine kinase binding; calcium-dependent phospholipid binding. Lineage: Eukaryota; Metazoa; Chordata; Mammalia; Carnivora; Mustelidae. Gene Ontology annotation, cellular component: plasma membrane. Gene Ontology annotation, biological process: ERBB2 signaling pathway; cellular response to calcium ion.
GGAACAGGCACGCUUCAGAGCCGCUGAGGGUUCCAAGAGAAGCAGUUCAAGAUGGCUGCUCAAUGCGUUACAAAGGUGGAGCUGAAUGUUUCCUGUGACAAUCUUUUGGAUAUGGAUGUAGGGUCAAAGUCGGACCCUUUAUGUGUGUUAUUUUUAAAUACGAGUGGUCAACAGUGGUAUGAGGUUGAUCGCACAGAAAGGAUUAAGAAUUGCUUGAAUCCCACAUUUUCCAAGACAUUUGUUAUUGAUUACUACUUUGAAGUGGUUCAGAAAUUGAAAUUUGGGAUUUAUGACAUUGACAACAAAACCAUCCAGCUGAAUGAUGAUGACUUCUUAGGAGAAUUUGAAUGUACCCUUGGACAAAUUGUUUCCAGUAAGAAGCUAACUCGACCCCUGGUGCUUAAAAAUGGCAGACCUGCAGGGAAAGGGAGCAUUACGAUUUCAGCUGAAGAAAUAAAGGAUAACAGAGUGGUCUUGUUUGAAAUGGAGGCAAGAAAACUGGACAAUAAGGAUCUAUUUGGAAAGUCAGAUCCAUACCUGGAAUUCCACAAGCAGACAUCUGAUGGAAACUGGCUCAUGGUUCAUCGAACAGAGGUUAUUAAAAAUAACUUGAAUCCUGUUUGGAGGCCUUUUAAAAUCUCUCUUAACUCCCUGUGCUAUGGAGAUAUGGACAAAACGAUCAAGGUAGAGUGUUAUGAUUAUGAUAAUGAUGGGUCACAUGAUCUCAUUGGAACAUUUCAAACCACCAUGACAAAACUGAAAGAAGCCUCCAGAAAUUCACCUGUGGAAUUUGAAUGCAUAAAUGAAAAAAAGAGGCAAAAGAAGAAAAGCUACAAGAAUUCAGGUGUUAUCAGUGUGAAACAGUGUGAGAUUACAGUGGAGUGCACAUUCCUUGACUAUAUCAUGGGAGGAUGUCAACUGAAUUUUACUGUGGGAGUGGACUUCACUGGCUCUAAUGGCGACCCAAGGUCUCCUGACUCCCUUCAUUACAUUAGCCCAAAUGGUGUUAAUGAGUAUUUGACUGCUAUCUGGUCUGUGGGACUGGUCAUUCAAGAUUAUGAUACUGAUAAAAUGUUUCCAGCUUUUGGUUUUGGAGCUCAGAUACCUCCUCAGUGGCAGGUUUCACAUGAAUUUCCAAUGAACUUUAAUCCAUCCAAUCCUUAUUGCAACGGAAUCCAGGGCAUUGUAGAGGCAUAUCGGGCCUGCCUUCCUCAGAUAAAACUCUAUGGACCAACUAAUUUUUCUCCAAUCAUAAACCAUGUGGCCAGCUUUGCUGCUGCAGCCACCCAACAACAGACAGCUUCUCAAUAUUAUGUGCUCUUGAUCAUUACUGAUGGUGUGAUAACAGACCUUGAUGAGACCAGACAAGCUAUAGUUAAUGCCGCCAAGCUGCCUAUGUCCAUCAUCAUUGUGGGAGUAGGAGGUGCUGACUUCAGUGCCAUGGAGUUUCUGGAUGGUGAUGGUGGGAGUCUCCGCUCCCCAUCAGGCGAGGUAGCCAUCCGAGAUAUCGUCCAGUUUGUGCCUUUCAGACAAUUCCAGAACGCUCCGAAAGAAGCGCUCGCUCAGUGUGUCUUGGCAGAGAUCCCCCAGCAGGUGGUGGGCUACUUCAACACAUAUAAACUCCUUCCUCCCAAGAACCCAGCUAAGAAAUGAAAAGAGCUAUGGCCGCCUCAGCAGAAUUCUUUUGUGCUGUGUGGAGCAAUGGAUUCCUCUCCCACCCUGAAUCAUGAAUCUAUUAUUUUACAUGCUUUUCAUCGCCAGCAUUUAUGAUGUAAAAAGCAUUCUUUUCAUACUUUUUUUUUUUUUUGGAGGGAAGUGCUAAGUUAAUCUUUGCUCAAUAAUGCGGUGAUUGCUAGUGACUUGCAGUGACACUGUUGGGAUUAGAAACUCGUGUGAGAAAAGUUGAUUUGGUGGUUGUGGUUGUUUACUUUCAUAUAGUGAAAAUACUGUUUCUGAAUGUUUGUCAAUAGAAAGAAUGAAAAUUGCUGGGUUGUGAUUUGCAGGUUGGUGUACUUUGUUCUAGGCAAUGUAUGUUUCACAAACCAACAUAACCAGAUCUGGUGACAAGAACUUCUUAAAUUAGAUGAUACUGAAUUAGUUCCUGUAACUGUAUUCAGUGCUUUUCCAUGGGAUAAAACUACAUUCACUUUGCUGAAUUUUGCUGCAGUUUUGACAAUGCAGUUUAUAAAACAGUAUGCAUUCACUUAGGACUUCUUAAAAAAUACUGGAUGAGAAGGGAAGGCAUAUAUCCAAUUCUUAAAAUGUACAAUCAACAAAUAAAAAGAACCUCAUGUAAGUAAGCCAUUUUUAUUUGCCUUCCUGGAUUUUUUAUUUUCAUUGUAGAAUACUGUAAACAUAGUCAGAUUUGACCUUUUCAUUUACUGUAUGUGACAUUCAGAAUUUUAUAUCUGUGUAGAUGAUAGGUUAGCCUAGAUUCAACAUUAUUAGAGUAUUUUAAUUGGAGUUUAUUAAAAUGGUUAGGACUGCUUUAUCCAGGAAAGCUAUGAGGACCAAAUAUAUAAUGGGAAAUUCAGAAUUCCAUUUCCUAAUGAAAUACUUAUUUUAAAAAGACAAUUUUUAUAUUUUCCUUGCUAAGCUUUCACACAUUGAUUUGUACAUUUGUGCAGAUUCAUUUAAACAUUUUCUCCCUUUUAUUAGUAACAUUUUUAAUCUGAUUUUUAAACUCAUGAUAGUGGUCAUAUAUUAAUCAAAAUUAAUUUUUGCUUUUUAAUUAUGCUAUUUCCCAAGUCCAAAAUGUAUGUAUUAAGCCUAAAAACCUGUUAUAACUUAAAAAAAAAAAAUUCCCCACUGCUACAUUAGGAUAGAGUGGACUUUACAUCCUUUUUUUUUUCUUUUUA